AUGGCUCCGACCAAAACACUCACCGCAACUGUCCAAGAGGGAUACGCCGACCCGGACUCGCUCCGCACGGCCUUUACCCUCGCCAUGUCGGCCAUGUACAAGUCCGAGGUGCCUCUCUACGGCACCCUGGUCAGCAUAGUAUCCGGCGUCAACCAGGCCACUCUCCAGUCCAACCUCGAUCCAAAGGUCCUGUCCAUGAGAUACGGCGAUGCGACCGGCGCCUCGUCCCGCAUCGACAUGGAGCGUCACGGCGCCAUUCGCCUCGGCACGCCCCAUGAACUGCGGACCAUCCGCCGCAUCUUCCGCAUCAUCGGCCUCCACCCCGUGGGAUACUACGACCUCGCCCCGGCCGGUCUCCCCAUGCACGCGACGUGUUUCCGCCCGACGACCAAGGAGGCGCUUCGGAAAAACCCCUUUAGGGUGUUCACGUCCGUCCUGCGCCCCGAGCUCAUCAGAGACGCGGACGCAAAGUCUCUGGCCAUGCAGCUCCUCUGCCGGCGAAACAUCUUCACGCCCCAGCUCAUUGGCCUCCUGGACAAGGCAGACGCCCAAAACGGCCGCCUCACCCUCUCCCAGGGCGACGCCUUCGUGUCCGCAGCCAUGGACACCUUCAAGUGGCACGCAACAGCGGCCGCCUCGCACCAGGCCUACACGUGCCUCAAGGCAGAGCACCCCAUCCUCGCCGACGUGGCGUGCUUCCGAAGCGCGCACAUCAACCACCUCACCCCGCGAACCCUGGAUAUCGCCGCCGCGCAGGACGCCAUGGAGACGAAGGGGCUGGCCGUCAAGGAGCGCAUCGAGGGUCCCCCGCCCCGGAAAUGCCCGAUACUGCUGCGCCAGACCAGCUUCCUCGCCAUCGAGGAGCCCAUCAACUUCCGCACCACCGAAGCAGCGCAGAUGGUGCAGGGCUCCCACCGCGCUCGCUUCGGGGAAAUCGAGGAGCGCGGCGCGGCCGUCACGCCCGCGGGGAGGAGGCUGUACGACGCGCUGCUGAGCGAGGCCAUGGACGCUGCCAAGCUCGGCGGCUCCGUCUCGGCCGACGUCCUCGACGGUCAGGUUGCCGCGGCGUUUGCCAAGUUCCCCGACGCGUGGGAGGAGAUGAGGCGCCGGGACCUGGCGUACUUCUCGUACAGGGUGGGGGAGCAGCAGCGUCCGCUGUCCGGGGGGGUGUACUCGCUGGAUGAGCUGUUGGCAGAGGGCGUCGUCGAGGCAGUGCCCAUCACGUACGAGGAUUUCCUGCCCCUGUCUGCGGCCGGCAUCUUCCAGUCCAACCUGGGCAAGAAGGCCGGGCGGGAGCUAGAUGCUCAGCCCGACGUGGAUGGGUUCGAGGCAGCUUUGGGGGAAGCACUGUGCGAUGCGGAUGACUUGUAUCGCGGUUUGAGGGACGAUAGCUUGGGCGAGUGUGCCAGACAGCUUGGCGUGACAAUCGUGUGA
Ustilaginoidea virens is the source of this 1434-nucleotide messenger RNA. RefSeq lists its product as uncharacterized. NCBI's taxonomy places the organism in Eukaryota, Fungi, Ascomycota, Sordariomycetes, Hypocreales, Clavicipitaceae. The transcript has a single exon. The record is from RefSeq and is a predicted model, not a curated record. The coding region runs from base 1 to 1434 and encodes 477 amino acids. Gene Ontology annotation, molecular function: oxidoreductase activity.